CUGCGCGACUGUCGCAGCGUUAAAUCAGUGUCUCCACCACGGUCCCAGUCGGCGGAGGUUUCUUUUCAUUACUGCUGCUGCUGCUACCUAUAAAACCUUCUGAACACGAGACAGGCGCCGAACAGAAAGACAAACAGUGUGUGCUUUAGUACAGUGUGUUGGGGCUUUUUUUUUUUAUUCCACCAGCCAGCGAGCACAAGCGUUGCCCUGGCCCGACAGGACAUUGGUUUUUUUUGGAGAUUUGUCGGGAAGUUUGUAGUGUAAGCGCUAAGUAAACGGUACGAAACACCGGGUGAGGAGUUAGCGCAAUCGGUAGCGAGAUUGAGAGUGUGUUAUCCUCGGCAACGAAAUAGCAGCAGUGCAGCGAAAGUGUACGUCAACAUGGUGAAGUUGCUGGCCUUAAUUGGCAUCCUCGCACUGACGGUGGCCACAGCCACGGCCGAAGUGCGAAUCAAGCGACAGGCGGAAGAAACCACCAAGAAGGAAGAGUCAUUCGAAAAAGAGCUUUGCAAAGACAAAGAUGCCGGUGAAUGGUUCCGGCUGGUAGCGGGCGAAGGCGAUAACUGCCGCGACGUCAUCCAGUGCACAUCGUCGGGUUUGCAAGCUAUCCGUUGCCCGGCCGGUUUGUAUUUCGACAUCGAGAAGCAAACCUGCGACUGGAAGGAUGCGGUAAAGAACUGUAAAUUCAAGAACAAGGAGCGCAAGGUUAAGCCACUGCUGAUCACGGACGAACCGCUCUGCCAGGACGGGUUCCUCGCCUGCGGUGACGGUAACUGUAUCGAGCGCGGACUCUUCUGCAACGGCGAGAAGGACUGCUCCGACGGCUCGGACGAGAACUCUUGCGAUAUCGAAAAUGAUCCGAACCGUGCGCCACCAUGCGAUGAGUCCGUGUGCCAGCUGCCGGAUUGCUUCUGCUCCGAGGAUGGUACCACCAUCCCCGGCAGUCUGCCAGCCAAGGAUGUGCCGAUGAUGAUCACCAUCACCUUCGACGACGCGAUCAACAACAACAACAUCGAUCUGUACAAGGAGAUCUUCAACGGCAAGCGCAAGAACCCGAACGGUUGCGACAUCAAGGCGACGUACUUUGUCUCCCAUAAGUACACCAACUACUCGGCUGUGCAGGAAACCCACCGCAAGGGUCACGAAAUUGCGGUUCACUCUAUCACACACAACGAUGAAGAACGCUUCUGGUCUAACGCGACCGUCGACGACUGGGCGAAGGAGAUGGCCGGCAUGAGAAUCAUCAUUGAGAAGUACGCCAACAUUACGGACAACUCGGUGGUUGGUGUGCGUGCACCGUACCUACGUGUCGGAGGCAACAACCAGUUCACCAUGAUGGAGGAGCAAGCGUUCCUGUACGACUCCACCAUCACUGCCCCGCUCUCGAACCCACCGCUCUGGCCGUACACGAUGUACUUCCGCAUGCCGCACCGGUGCCACGGUAAUUUGCAGAGCUGCCCGACCCGCUCGCACGCCGUCUGGGAGAUGGUGAUGAACGAGCUCGACCGCCGGGAGGAUCCGACCAACGACGAGUACCUGCCCGGUUGCGCCAUGGUCGACUCCUGCUCGAACAUUCUCACCGGUGAUCAGUUCUACAACUUCCUCAACCACAACUUCGACCGGCACUACGACCAGAACCGUGCACCGCUUGGUCUGUACUUCCACGCUGCCUGGUUGAAGAAUAACCCAGAGUUCCUGGACGCAUUCCUGUACUGGAUUGACGAAGUGCUCUCGAACCACAAUGACGUGUACUUCGUCACCAUGACCCAAGUCAUCCAGUGGAUCCAGAACCCGAGAACGACCAACGAGGUCAAGAACUUCGAACCAUGGAGGGAGAAGUGCGUCGUUGAGGGACAGCCUGCCUGUUGGGUACCACAUUCCUGCAAGCUCACCUCCAAGGAGGUGCCCGGGGAAACGAUCAAUCUGCAGACUUGUGUCCGCUGCCCCAACAACUACCCGUGGGUAAACGAUCCAACCGGUGAUGGCUUCUUCUAAGUUAUCGCACCUUGACUUAGUAGUGACGUUCUUCCCUUUUAUCAUUUCCUAUACCUUUCCCGACGCGUUCUCUUAGGAGGAUAGCGAUCGUGGAUAGGAAUUUUUAGCAUCUUUCUGGAUUUCAUGUCCAUAGAGAGCUAGCUAUUUUUUUCCUAUUUUCGAUUUUUCACGUUAUGACAUGAGGAACUGCAGCCAGUUCUUGGUCAUUCAAAGCAAUUGCAUCCAUCUCAUCUUUGGUGCAUUGCUCCAAUCGAAUAUCCUCCGCCCCCGGGGAGCUACCGGUUAGGACUAAAGCGACUCUUCAACCCCUACCUGGUACUCUCCUCAAUGUCUAGUCUCGCGCCUCGUAGCCGCUGUAAACAUUACCGAUGGCCAUCCACGAGACUACUAUGCAAUACCGCAUCAUCCGGGAGCGGAGAUGUAAUUCCUCUUACAUGAUGGAAUACACAACAAAAAAAAUCACGCAUAAAGAAGAGUAGAAAGAAAACAACGAAUGCUGUGGAUAUUACAAUUAUGUAUUUUUUGUCGUUUAUAACUUAAUUUAAUACAACACAAAUGAAAAAUUAAAAAAAUUAAUUGAAUAAUCAAACAAAAUAACAAAAAAAUGCAAAAAACCGUCCAUUCUACCCACGACAAAAAACACACACACACACAAACAGACACAACGCGGUAAAACGACAACGUAUGUAACCCUUGCUAUUGUACAUCCGAGUAGUCAGACAGACUAACAAAAAAAAAAACCCCAACACCCACCACGGUAUUCGUGAUGAACAGUGAGACCUCCUUUACAGAGAAGAAAACAAAGCAACAAAUCAUAACAACGAGAUGAUUGAACACGCAACAAACUCUUCCAGGGGUCACAAAAUGGCACCCCUGCCUAAAGCGGAAUUUGGUCACUCCAUUCGUUAUUACCUUGUCCUGUUUAUAUUUUUUUUGUUUUACAUUUUGCUGCCUCAGCUUACGGUACUUACUUCUCCCUAAUACCUACCCACCUCCCACCCCUUUUUCCUGCUUAAUCUCCAAAACCUUCUCGACUCGAUUAAUAUGUAAAUACUGUGUAGACGCUAGUUGUUUAAGGUGAUUUCUGUGCCGUAUAAGCGGUUUCUUGUUUGUGCGCGGAAUGGAAGAAAGCCCUCUUUCCAAAACCCUUACGUUUCAGGUUCAAUGUUUGUGGAGUCCCUACGCAUUUGAACGGGUUCAAGAUUUGGCGAAUUUGACAAGGAAAAAAAACAAUCGAACGAAUUACAACUUUGAAUUGAACGACAAAAUGAUGUCAAAGCUAGUUUGAAUGCAUAUUUAACAACAAAAAAAGCCUUUCUUCUUCUACACACCCACACAAACCCACCCAUUCCAUGUAAAAGAGACGACUGUUGUUAGCAGAAAAUUGGAAAGAAGACAAAAAUAAAGACUAUUUUAGAGAAAGAAACAAAACAAAA
Anopheles funestus (African malaria mosquito) is the source of this 3431-nucleotide messenger RNA. It is a transcript of the gene serp, whose product is annotated as chitin deacetylase 1. Gene Ontology annotation, cellular component: extracellular region. Gene Ontology annotation, biological process: carbohydrate metabolic process. The transcript is spliced from 5 exons. Gene Ontology annotation, molecular function: chitin binding; protein binding; hydrolase activity, acting on carbon-nitrogen (but not peptide) bonds. The record is from RefSeq and is a predicted model, not a curated record. NCBI's taxonomy places the organism in Eukaryota, Metazoa, Arthropoda, Insecta, Diptera, Culicidae. Bases 382 to 1995 code for a protein of 537 amino acids.